AUGUGGGAGAUAAAAACUGAGCCGAGUUCGAGCCAAACUUCAAAUUCAAAUAGGAAUAGUAAAGCUUCGAUAUCGGUCUCGGAUGUUAUCUGGGUAUUGAUUGAUGUUCAAAUGUCAUCAUACAUUUUAAGAUUUAAAAAGAGCAAAAUUUGUAAAAAUUGA
Molecule: messenger RNA, 162 nt
Organism: Heterostelium album PN500
Lineage: Eukaryota; Evosea; Eumycetozoa; Acytosteliales; Acytosteliaceae
Exons: 3
Coding region: 1-162 (53 amino acids)
Source: RefSeq, a predicted model, not a curated record